AUGGAGGCCAACGUGCGCGAGCCCCUCCUGCGCCGGGAGCCCGGCGAAGACUACCAGGCCCGCGGCCAGCUCGACGCUCGCCAGCUGGAGAAGGACUACUACCGGACGCUGCCCCACCGCCGCCUCUUCCUCGCUGCCUUCGCCGCCGUGCUGGGCAACUUCAGCUUCGGCUUCGCCCUCGUCUACCCGUCGCCCGUCAUCCCUGCGCUCCAGAGGGCCCCACUCCGCCACCUGCACCUCACCAAGGAUGCCGCCUCCUGGUUCGGGUCGAUCUUCACCUUGGGAGCUGCAGCAGGCGGUUUGGGCACCAUGUACUUCAAUGAUCGCUUGGGCCGCAAGCUGAGCAUCAUGUUUUCUGCUGUUCCUUCUGUCGUUGGGUACCUCCUGAUGGGCAGUGCACAACACAUCUGGAUGCUGCUGGUGGGGAGGCUGCUGACGGGGUUUGCAGGAGGUGUAACAUCUGCCUCAAUACCGGUCUACAUUUCUGAGAUCUCUCAUCCUGGGGUCCGAGGAGCUCUGGGUUCCUGCCCGCAGAUCAUGGCUGUCUUGGGUGCCCUCGUCCUCUACGCUUUAGGCCUGGUCCUCGACUGGCGCUGGCUGGCCGUGGCCGGGGAGGUGCCGGUGCUGCUCAUGAUCCUCUUGCUGUGCUUCAUGCCGGAGUCGCCGCGUUUCCUGAUCUCCAAGGGGAAGGAGGACGAAGCCCUGAGUGCCUUGACUUGGCUGCGGGGCCAGGAGGCCAACUAUUGGUGGGAGUACGAACAGAUCAAAGACAGCGUGAAGGAGCAGAGCCAACGGGUCACCUGGGUGGAGCUCAAAACCCCUUACCUCUACAAGCCGGUGGCCAUCACCUUGCUGAUGCGGCUCUUGCAGCAGCUCUGCGGCGUCACCCCCAUCCUCAUCUACCUGCAGGUGAUCUUUGCCAGCACGGAGGUCAUUCUGCCAUCAGAGUACGAUGCUGUUAUCGUGGGGGCCGUGCGCUUGCUGUCCGUCAUCUUUGCUGCCUCUUCAAUGGACAGAGCAGGGAGAAAGAUCCUCCUCUACGCCUCAGCUUCCAUCAUGCUGGCCUCCAACCUGACCCUGGGCUUCUACAUCCACUACGUCCCUCUGCACACUGCCAAUGCCUCUGCGACGGCUGUCAACAGCAGCUACCCAAGCCAGGCCUCUCCUGCUGCAAGCGGCCUCAGCGUCCUUCCCUUGAUCGCCACCAUGGCCUUCAUCGUAGGUUACGCCAUGGGUUGGGGCCCCAUCACCUGGCUGAUGAUGGGAGAGGUUCUCCCCCUGAAGGCACGAGGGGUGGUCUCAGGCCUGUGUGUGCUGGUGAGCUGGUUGACCGCCUUUGCCCUGACCAAAGCCUUUUUGCCGAUUACGCAAUCCUUUGGCCUGGAGGUGCCUUUCUUUUUCUUCAGCAUCAUCUGCUUCAUGAACCUGAUCUUCACCAAAUGGCUGAUUCCCGAAACCAAAGGCAGGUCUUUGGAGCGGAUUGAAUCAUACUUCCGGACUGGGCGGAAGUCUUUUCUGGAAUCCUUCCGACGCCACAGAUAACCUCACGAGAACUAAUUCAAGAUAGAAGAGCAGGUGGGAGAUGUUUGUGGCCAGCCUAGGAUGAUCAAAUGUGAUGACUGAUUUCCAAGUGAAGAAGAGGGAUCGCCAGUUUUUCGGGGAGAGGGGGAGGGGAGUUCACUUGCGCUGCUUCACUUGCCUGUGGCCAAGAGCUAGCGUAGCAAGGGGAUCUGUGCUAGGAAACAGGAAACCCCCAUAUGAAUCCUACGCUGACCGUGGACUGACCAGGUGGCCUUUGGGAAGACCCUUGU
Molecule: messenger RNA, 1811 nt
Organism: Heteronotia binoei (common prickly gecko)
Lineage: Eukaryota; Metazoa; Chordata; Lepidosauria; Squamata; Gekkonidae
Gene: SLC2A6
Product: solute carrier family 2 member 6
Exons: 10
Coding region: 1-1542 (513 amino acids)
Biological process (GO): transmembrane transport
Cellular component (GO): membrane
Molecular function (GO): transmembrane transporter activity
Source: RefSeq, a predicted model, not a curated record